AUGUCAAAAAGAUUGGACAGUAUCAAUCCUGCUGCAACCUCGAGAGCAGCACCAUCAGGGGUGAAACCAUCCCUGAAGUUCAAGCCGAAGAUUGUUUCAAGAAAAUCAAAAGAGGAAAGAGAGAAUGCAGGUAAGAUAAACACUCCGGGGGUUAAUAGGAUAGCUGAGAAAAAGAACAGAAUGCUAGCAAAUAAAAAGCCGGGAGCUGGACCUAAAUCAAGGAAAGUAAAUGGACAAUUGGUGAUGUCUGGGCCGUUAUCUGAAGGUACAAUCUCAUUGGGGGGAGUUAGUGGCGGUGUCUCAAGCACCAGAACUAGUGGGGCUUCCAAUCCCUUACUAGAGAGACUCAAGGCCAAGGCAAAUAAAAAAUUCAAAGUUAAAAAGGAAGAUGAAGAUGAUGAAAAGAAAUUAUCCAUGCACUACGAUGACGAAGAUGAAGAUUCCGAUAUUGAUGAUAAUGCUAUCGAUAUGAGUAAAAAAAGUAUAUUGGAUAGCAGAGAUGGAGAUGGGGAUAUUGAUUUGGAUCAACUUGAUACCGAUUUGUUUCCUAUUCGUGCUGAAAGAAACGAGCAUAGGGAAUAUGGCGAAGAAGCUAAAACUGAUAAGACAAUAAAAACUGAAUUUCAUAAUGCUGCGUCUGUAAUACCUUCAGAACCAGGAACCAGAGAAACCACAGCUUUAAGUGGAGGCGAUGUAAGGUCCAGGUCAGCAACUCCCGGUGCAAAUACCCUUUCCACUCUGGACAAUGCUGAUGAUGGUUUACAUAUGAAUGACUUCCAAGAAAAGCAGGAAAUUAAGGGAAUGAAUGAAGACUAUUCGGCUCUAGCCAAAAGUUUAAAGACUUUGAAUAUAAAAGAGGGUGGUUUGAAAAAUAUGUUUUUCCUACAAUUACCGUGUUCAUUGCCUGUACUUGAAAAUGGAACCGAUGGUAUGGUUGGUAAAAUUAGGAUUCAUAAAUCAGGUAAAAUGACAAUGAAAAUUGGGAAAGUGAAGUUUGAAAUCAGUCGCGGAGGAUCUUCUGACUUUGUUCAAGAGGUUGUUAUGGUUGAUCCUGAAAAUGGAAACUGCUAUCACGUUGGUAGUAUUAAGGAAAAAAUCACAGCUAUACCAAAAAUUAUGUGA
Pichia kudriavzevii is the source of this 1122-nucleotide messenger RNA. RefSeq lists its product as uncharacterized. Bases 1 to 1122 code for a protein of 373 amino acids. NCBI's taxonomy places the organism in Eukaryota, Fungi, Ascomycota, Pichiomycetes, Pichiales, Pichiaceae. Gene Ontology annotation, molecular function: DNA binding. The transcript has a single exon. The record is from RefSeq and is a predicted model, not a curated record. Gene Ontology annotation, biological process: transcription by RNA polymerase III. Gene Ontology annotation, cellular component: RNA polymerase III complex.